This is a messenger RNA of Asparagus officinalis (garden asparagus), 967 nucleotides long. Its product is annotated as protein indeterminate-domain 5, chloroplastic-like. The coding region runs from base 176 to 967 and encodes 263 amino acids. Gene Ontology annotation, cellular component: nucleus. The record is from RefSeq and is a predicted model, not a curated record. The transcript is spliced from 5 exons. Gene Ontology annotation, molecular function: DNA-binding transcription factor activity. NCBI's taxonomy places the organism in Eukaryota, Viridiplantae, Streptophyta, Magnoliopsida, Asparagales, Asparagaceae.
UCUCUCUCACCAACUCCUAUUUUUCUCUCAGCUAGUUUUUGAGUGCAACUGUUUGUUUGGAUUUCCACAUCCCUUUGUUGUUUUGUCAAUCUAGGAAGAGUCCUCUCAGUCUCAGGGUAAAAGAAAAAGAAAAGGAAACAAGAAACCCCUUAAAAAGGAAAUCUCGUUGGUAGUCAUGGCGGCCGCCUCAUCGACGCCUUUUUUUUGUAUCAGAGAUGGUCAGCAGCAACAGACUAUUUCGAAUCCGAUGGCAACGGCCACUGUAAAUACUCCUCAAGCUUCAGCUCCUCCUCCUGUGAAGAAGAAGAGGAAUCUACCGGGAACUCCAAGCAAGUAUCUAAACUCACAUCCCGACGCGGAGGUCAUCGCUCUCUCGCCAAAAACCCUAAUGGCGACUAACCGGUUCAUAUGUGAAGUCUGCAACAAGGGUUUCCAGCGCGAGCAGAAUCUACAGCUCCAUCGCCGAGGCCACAAUCUUCCAUGGAAACUAAAGCAGAAGAACCACAAAGAAGUUCGAAGGCGAGUUUAUCUCUGCCCUGAACCGACAUGCGUCCACCACGAUCCGUCAAGGGCUCUCGGUGACCUCACCGGAAUCAAGAAGCACUUCUGCAGAAAACACGGCGAGAAGAAGUGGAAGUGCGACAAGUGCUCCAAACGAUAUGCAGUGCAGUCGGACUGGAAAGCUCACUCGAAGACCUGUGGAACUAGAGAGUAUCGUUGUGACUGCGGCACUCUCUUCUCGAGGCGUGACAGCUUCAUCACCCACCGGGCAUUCUGCGACGCCCUAGCCCAAGAAAGACGCUCGGCUCCGACGAGCCUCACCACCCUCGGCAGCCACCUCUUCGGCAACUCCGCCUUCUCCGCGCCGCCAAACAACAAUCAACCUCGGCCUUCUCCACAUCAGCCACCCCCACUUCUCACACCUCCAAGGACCACCACCCCACCCUCCUCCAACUCCUCCGCCUAA